CCUUUCUUAAGCACUCAUUUUUAAAAUCUCACACAAACCUCUCUAAUUUCCACUUUCUAUUAACAUCCAUUUCUUCUUUUUCCUCUAAGCUCCGCCGUCAACUCCCACCAUGAACCUGCCGGAAUUCUCCUCCGGCGAAACCUCAUCGCCCUCUUCCAGGCGAGAGCUUCCGAUCCAAGGUCCACGCCCACCGCCCCUCAGAGUCAGCAAGGAGUCCCACAAGAUCAGCAAGCCGCCGCGUCCGCCUCAGCCUGCCGCCGCAAACCAACCACUGCCGCCGCCUCCUGACGCUGCCGCCCAGCACCGCGAACCGGUUAUCAUCUACUCCGUUUCUCCCAAAGUCCUCCAUGUCACGGUCAGCGAUUUCAUGAACGUCGUACAGCGCCUCACCGGACCUAAUUCCUCCUCUGCCGGCGAAGAACCGCUUCCCAGAUCCGGCGACAUAUCGCCGGCAGCGAGGCUGGCGUCGAUCGAGAAGACGAGCCCGUCGGAGAAGGAAAGAGUUCACGCCGGAGACGAGGACAUGAGUUGGCUGUUGGAAGGCGUAGAAGUAGAGAUGGGUCAAUUCCCCAGUAUAUUAUCGCCGGCACCGGGGACUUUGCCGCCGAUAUCUUCGGGGUUCUUUUCUCCGGCGAGUGACCCCCAAACGGGGUCGUUUUUUCACGAACUGAACCCGUUUUGGCCAGCGAACAACUUCGUGGCGAGUCCGUCGGGUUUACUUUCUGUGUUGUCUCCGCUGCCGUCGCCAGACCUAUUCAGCAUCUUCGACUGAAUUUUCGAUUUUAAUUUUAUUGGUAGAUUAUUAUUAUUAUUAUUAUCAUUAUUAGUAAUUAAUGAUUUUUUCUGGACUAAAGAAGGUUUUGGCUUUAUGUGUUGAUGAUUGAUUGGGGGAAGGUGGUGGAAAAUUCCACAUUUCACUGACUUUUGUGCAAUAAUUUUUGUGUAUAUUAUUGACUACAAAAAUGUGUAACUGUGUAAGAAAAAAAAACCGAACGAAGACUUUGUUUUUUGCAAA
Arachis duranensis is the source of this 1015-nucleotide messenger RNA. Its product is annotated as protein MKS1. Gene Ontology annotation, cellular component: nucleus. The record is from RefSeq and is a predicted model, not a curated record. The transcript has a single exon. NCBI's taxonomy places the organism in Eukaryota, Viridiplantae, Streptophyta, Magnoliopsida, Fabales, Fabaceae. The coding region runs from base 110 to 772 and encodes 220 amino acids.